Cygnus atratus (black swan) is the source of this 3816-nucleotide messenger RNA. It is a transcript of the gene PITPNM3, whose product is annotated as PITPNM family member 3. The transcript has 19 exons. Lineage: Eukaryota; Metazoa; Chordata; Aves; Anseriformes; Anatidae. Gene Ontology annotation, biological process: phospholipid transport. Gene Ontology annotation, molecular function: metal ion binding; phosphatidylinositol transfer activity; phosphatidylinositol binding. Bases 240 to 3110 code for a protein of 956 amino acids. Gene Ontology annotation, cellular component: cytoplasm. The record is from RefSeq and is a predicted model, not a curated record.
UCGCUGCGCCUUUAACGGCGGCGGCUGCGCCGCGGCGGGUGGGCUGCGCGGGGGGACGGAGCGGCACGGCGGCGCCUCCCGGCCGCGUCUCUCGGCGCCGCAGGCGGGUGGGCGGUGCGGGACCUCCGCCGGGAGCAGAUGGAGUGGCGGGGCGCGGGGUGCCAGAGCGCCGGGAGGGCCCCGCGGGCGAGCAGCUGACGCGGCCGGCGACGGCUUGGCCGGGAGCGGUCAGCCCCGAGAUGGCGAAAGCUCCGCGCCCAGCUGGUCUGCGCCGAUUCAGUGGUGCUCAGUGGCACAUGCAGAAUGUCCUCAAAGACUCUGUGGAGAGCUCCGAUGACGAAUUCUUUGAUGCGCGAGAAGAGGUGGUGGAAGGAAAAAGUGCCAUUCUUAUAGGCAUGAGCCAAUGGAACUCAAAUGACCUUGUUGAGCAGAUAGAAACAAUUGGGAAGAUGGAAGAAAAUCAAGGUGAAUUAUAUAGAGCCUCUUUAAGAAAACAAAGGUUACCUGCACAAGGCAGUAUUGAAAUACAUGAGGACAAUGAGGAAGGAGUUAAACACGAGAAAUGCAAAACUCAUGUGCUAAUUCUGAUCCUACAUGGGGGGAACAUCUUAGACACUGGAGGAGAGGACCAAAGCAGCAAGCUGGCAGACAUCAACACCUUCAGUUCUGUGUUUGAAAAAGUCACCCAAGCCCAUUUCCCUUCUGCUUUGGGACACAUCUUAAUCAGACUUGUUCCCUGCCCUGCAAUCUGUUCGGCAGCCUUCUCUCUUGUUUCCAACCUAAAUCCCUACAGCUAUGAUGAAAACUGUCUCAGCAGCAGUGAAGACCACAUCCCACUGGCUGCCUUGCCCUUGCUGGCUGUUUCGUCCCCUCAGUACCAGGAUGCAGUUGCCAUGGUGAUCACUAGAGCAAACCAAGUUUACAAUGAAUUUCUCAAAUCUACAGAUGGGGUUGGUUUUAAUGGACAGGUGUGUCUUGUUGGUGACUGCAUUGGAGGAAUUUUGGGUUUUGAUGCCAUCUGCUAUAAUGCUAAUAGAGCUGAUGAGAGUCGGAACAGUAGCAGGAGAGGAAGCAUCAGCAGCAUCCAGGAUAAUCCCCUUUUAACAGAGGACUCCAGUCUAGGUGGCAGCAAACGCCUGAGCAAAAGCAAUAUUGACAUCUCGGAAAUCAUGGAGGAUGAGGACCCAAGGCAGCCGUUGCCUAGGAAACAGAGUGACUCAUCCACCUAUGGCUGUGAUACUAUAACCCAACAUCAUGCUUUCCUGUCUAGCAUCCACUCAAGUGUGCUGAAAGAUGAUGCAGACUUUCUUCCUGUGAAUUCCAGUCUCUCAGAAGUAAACCUGGGCCGAUUUGAAUUUGAGGUGUCAGAUUUCUUCAUCUUUGGAUCGCCACUUGGUUUGGUGCUGGCCAUGAGGAGUACUGUUCUGCCAGGCCUGGAUGUAUGCCAAGUCCGCCCAGCCUGCAGCCAAGUUUACAGUUUCUUUCACUCUGCUGAUCCCUCUGCCUGCAGACUUGAACCAUUGUUGGAGAAAAGAUUUCAUCUCCUGCCUCCAUUCAGUGUCCCACGGUACCAGAGAUACCCACUGGGGGAUGGAAGAUCUCACCAGUUAGGUGAUGCCAUCCAAAACCACAGUGCUCUGUUCCUUGAGAGCAGCUCUUUGAAUAUAACUCUUGCUCAGGAGAGUCUUGAAUCUCCAAACGCAUCUAAUCAACCACAAGGAAAAGAGAGAAAGUUGAGCUUGGCCAGCACAAACAGCGAAAACUCAGGGUCAACAGAGAGUUUGCCAUCAGCAUACUUCACCAACAUUACUGCAAAGUGGUGGGGAACAAAACGAAUUGAUUAUGCCUUGUAUUGUCCAGAUGUACUGACAGCAUUUCCAACUGUGGCCCUGCCACAUCUCUUCCAUGCCAGUUACUGGGAAUCAACAGACGUUGUGGCAUUCAUUUUGAGACAGGUGAUGAGGUAUGAAAAUGUAAAUUUCAAGGAGAACAACAGCCUGGAUCCAGCAACACUAAGCCCAUCUAAUCCACGAGAAAAAUGGCUACGUAAAAGGACACAUGUCAAAUUGAGAAAUGUGACUGCUAAUCAUCGAGCUAAUGACAUCAUUGCUGUAGAAGAUGGUCCUCAGGUACUAGUUGGGCGCUUUAUGUAUGGGCCUCUGGACAUGGUAGCUUUAACAGGUGAAAAGGUUGAUAUCUUCAUAAUGACUGAGCCAUCUUCGGGUAGAUGGGUGUACUUUGACACAGAGAUAUCCAACAGCAGUGGCCGGAUAUCCUACAGCAUACCCAAACAAAAGAGAUUGAGAGUUGGUGUGUAUCCCAUCAAAAUGGUGGUCAGAGGGGACCAGAGCAGUGCCACAAGCUAUCUGACUGUGCUUCCCCGAGGAAUGGAAUGUGUUGUGUUCAGCAUUGAUGGUUCAUUUGCAGCAAGUGUUUCAAUUAUGGGAAGUGAUCCCAAAGUCCGAGCUGGGGCUGUUGAUGUUGUCAGACAUUGGCAGGACCUGGGAUAUCUGAUUAUCUAUAUUACUGGCCGUCCAGAUAUGCAAAAGCAGCGUGUGGUUUCAUGGUUGUCUCAACACAACUUCCCACAAGGAAUGAUCUUCUUCUCUGAUGGACUUGUUCAUGACCCACUGCGACAAAAGACUAUUUUUCUACGGAAUCUCAUGCAAGAGUGCCACAUCAAAAUCUGUGCUGCAUAUGGUUCCAUGAAGGAUAUUUCUGUUUACAAUGUCUUGGCUCUGUCGCCAUCCCAGAUCUACAUAGUUGGACGAUCAACAAAGAAAUACCAGGCACAGUGUCAAUUCCUCAGUGAGGGUUAUGCAGCCCACUUGGCCUCACUGGAGUUCAGUCUUCAUUCACGACCCAAAAAGAACAACUCUCGGAUGAUCUUGAGAAAAGGCAGCUUUGGCCUUCACUCCCAACCUGAGUUUUUGCGCAAGAGAAACCACCUCCGCAGGACUAUGUCUGUGCAGCAACCUGACCCACCUUCUUCAAACCCCAAACCAGAGCGUGCCCAGAGCCAGCCCGAAUCAGACAAAGAUCAUGACAGACAUUUGCCCUCCAUUGCUUGGGUUAGAGGUGGAGUUCACAAGUUUGAAUCUGUCCCCUAGGAAGCCUGGGGAUGUAGAUCUUGGAUGCCACCCCCUUAAACUUGUAAUCAUGCCUCAAAGAUAAUAUUUAGGCAGCUUCAAACUAGAAAAUGUAGAGGGGAACCUGUACCUUGGAGUUGUUCCUGCUCUAGAAAAUGCCUUCUUAUUACCAACCAGGGAACUUCCAGUUCGUUCCUCUUGACAUGUUUAUUGGGAAAUUUUAAAACAAUCUAAAACUAUCGCAAGUGCUUAAAACAUCAAAGCAACAGGAAAAAAAAUCUUUGGUUAUUUUGUACAAUAGAUACAAUAAAAUGUGCAAUAAGAGAAAAAGCUGCAACAAGCUGUUUUUUAUUCAAAAGAAGGAUUGUGGUAGCAGCUAACUAGCUGCACCCAAAGCAGUAUAAACAGUAGGUCCCAUAGGUUACAGGGAAAGUUUGCACUUUAAACAUUAGUUUUAUCUGCUGCCACUUCACUUUUGAUAAAGAGAUACAUUUGCAAGGGAAGAGGAGGAGGGAAUACAGUAAUGGGUAAUCAGAAUUUGUACAGCAAGGUGCUUGUUGGGUGCCUUUAACCCAGGCUAUCCUUUCAGCUUACAUUGUUGAUCAACGGACUCAGAUAUAGGCACUCGUGUUGUCUGAAGUGCUGUACAUCAAGUAAUUUGGAGAACUCCACCUAUGAACCAAAUCAUAAAUGCUUCGUGUUAGAAAUAAAUGUCUCUGCCACGGUU